CGAGAGACUGCAGUUAACGCGAGAGCAGCUGCCUGGUUGUACAGUUCCCGUGACGAAAGCCCUAAAAAGUCAUUCAGGGACAGGCGCUAUUAUUCGGACAUUUUCUAGCCCGCCCGAGUCCGCUUGGACCGCGGGACGACAUGCUGCAGCUGGGCGACGAGGUGUCGCUCUACACCGUCGUCUUCGUGGUGGUCCUGCUGGCCACUCGGAGUCCGGUGUAUUCCAGCGUCCUAGCGGGCUUCCUCUAUCUCUUCCUGGCCAUGUUUCGCUUCCCACAGCUGCCGGCCAGCCGAGUCCGACAAGUGCUUCACCCGGACGUCUCCGGCAAGGUGUCCGUGGUAGCUCACCGAGGCGGAGGACACGACGCACCGGAGAACACACUCGCCGCCAUCCGACUGGCAAGCAAGAACAGAGCAACAGGAGUAGAACUGGACUUGGAGUUCUCUGCAGAUGGAGUGCCAAUCCUAAUGCAUGAUGACAGCGUGGAUCGGACCACGAACGGGUCAGGACCCCUCAACCAAAUGAGAUUUGUUGACUUGGGGAAACUGGACGCGGCUGCUAAACAUCGACUCAGGGACAAGUUUGCUGGAGAGAAGAUCCCAACACUGGAGCAGGCUGUGGAAGAAUGCCUCAAACUACAACUCACCAUAUACUUUGAUGUAAAAGGCCAUCCAGACCAGGCCGCAGCAGCUCUUUCAGCUUUGCACAAGAAGCACUCGGUACUGUACAACAGCAGCAUCGUCUGCUCCUUUGAGCCCAAAGUCAUCUACAAGAUGAGGCAGACCGACCCACAAAUAGUCACCGCCUUGACCCACAGGCCAUGGAGCCUGAGUCGCUUCGGAGAUGGCUCCCCGCGAUACUCGUCGCUCUGGAAACACUACUGGCUGACACUAAUGGAUAUCGUGUUGGAUUGGGCCCACCAUCACGUGCUGUGGCGGCUGUGUGGCAUUUCAGCCUUCUUGGUGCAGAAGAACUUUGUCUCGCCGGACUACGUACAGUACUGGAGUCAGAGGGGAGUGGAGGUGGUCGCCUGGACGGUGAACACCGCAGUGGAGAAGCAACACUACCAAGAGCUGCUGAAAGUGGGCUACAUCACAGACAGCCUUGUGGAGGACUGCGACCCCCACUACUGACACUCCAACCCCACCGGUGCCAUCCUUUUAGUACGCACAUGACUUUGUGCGUGUAGUAUAAACAUGAAUGUGAUCAGAGGCAUUGUUGUGCCAUGACGUCACAGGAAGAGCCUUAUAGAGAUCAGCUGUGUCACAUUGACUCGACGGUGACAAGACCUUCCGCCCGGCCAGCAGCAAAGGCCUAAUGUCUGCAAUGAAAUGUAAAAUCAAUACUACAACCUGUUUUAAAUGUUUAUAAUUGCAGUUUUUGAAUGUAACACUUGGUAUACACAGCAAAGACUUCCAAUGUAUUUUCACCUGUCCUCGGUUGUUGCUUCAGGAAGAUAUUUCCUCACCGUCUUCAUUGAUUAGCCGCGUCACUAACACCUUUUUGACGGACUAUUGCUCUUGGCUGGCGAACCCAGGUGAGUGGCCCACAUAGUAGAGAUAAUCACGGUGGAUAUCACUCAAGAUAAGCCUGCCUGAGCCGCUUUGGAGCAGACUUCUCAUUAGCGGCAGUGCAACGACUGAUGACCCACACAUGAACUGUGUUUCCUCUUCAUAGUCUUUAAGGGGUAAUUAAAAUAUACCUACUAUGCGUGUGUAUAUAUCGUAUAAAUUGUGAAAAACAUCUGCAUGUUGAUGAAUAAAUGUUAUCAUAUACUCUU
Messenger RNA from Nerophis lumbriciformis (worm pipefish), 1780 nucleotides. RefSeq names its product glycerophosphodiester phosphodiesterase 1 (gene gde1). NCBI's taxonomy places the organism in Eukaryota, Metazoa, Chordata, Actinopteri, Syngnathiformes, Syngnathidae. Gene Ontology annotation, cellular component: plasma membrane. Gene Ontology annotation, molecular function: glycerophosphodiester phosphodiesterase activity. The record is from RefSeq and is a predicted model, not a curated record. Gene Ontology annotation, biological process: ethanolamine metabolic process; phospholipid metabolic process; N-acylethanolamine metabolic process.